AUGCUCUCUGCCUCGCUGAUGGAUGCCUACCGUGACAAAUGCCCUGGGAUCCGCAUCGCCUACAGGACGGACGGCCACCUCUCCAGCCACUGGAAGAUGAAUUUCCAGUCGCGUGUAUCCACAAUGACUAUCCCCGAACUUCUCUUCGCCGACGACUGCGCCUUCAACGCCACCUCGGAACGGGCCAUACAUAGGAGCAUGGAUUUCUUCGCCGCUGUCUGCGACAAUUUCGAUCUGGUCACCAACACGGAGGAGGUAGUCGUGCACCAACCGCCACCCGACGCUGCCUACGUCGCAACCCAAGUCAACGUGAACGCCACUCAACUGCAACUCACAGAUAACUUCACCUACCCGGGCAGCACUCUCUUCCGCACCACCAAGAUCGAUGCUGAAGUGGCCCGCCGGAUCACCAAGGCUAGCGAAGCCUUCAGCCGUCUGCAAAACACAGUCUGGAAUCGCCACGGUCUCCACCUCAACACCAAACUGAAGUUGUACAAGGCGGUCAUCCUGCCAACGCUGAUGGAUAGGGCGGAGACCUGGAUGGUGCACAAAUAG
Messenger RNA from Spirometra erinaceieuropaei, 555 nucleotides. The record is from the annotation of a GenBank genome assembly. Lineage: Eukaryota; Metazoa; Platyhelminthes; Cestoda; Diphyllobothriidea; Diphyllobothriidae.